GGGUCACACUGUAGCGCUCAGUGUUGCAUCAAACCGAGUGUCUAUCGCCCGACCGCCACAAUCUGUCGACCGUUCGGAGCCUGCCGUAAAAAUUUCAAGGAAUUAAAUUUCUACAGCUUUACUGCAUUGCUAGUAAAACGGGCACAAAGAAAUUGAAGAAUAAUUCCGCGAGACAAAAAACACCAAACAAAACAAAAUAUUAAGUAAAUAAACAAAUGGAAAUAAAUAGUGAAAAGUGCAACAAAGUUUUUAAUUUCAUGCAAAAGUUAAAUUAAAAUUCUUAGUUAAAUAUUAAAUCCGUAUAACAACAAAUAACAAAAAUAUAUAUAUUAAUUAUUAUUAUAAAUAACAUAAUUUAUAUAAAUACAUAUUUGUGUUCCAUUUAAGUGUUGAUUUAAGUGAUUAAUAUUAAUAACAACCAACAACAACAUCAACUAUAACAACAACAACAACAGCUGCGCUGAGUGUGAGAUGUGGUGUUGUGUGUUCGUGUGUGUGUGUGUGUGUGAGUGAAUGUAUGUGAAAAUUGAAACGCCCGCUAACCAAAGUCAAGCGCUAGAUGGCGCUGCUGGCAACGCUGGCGGCUUAUGUAGUUAUUGUCCGUGUUGUUGUUGCUAAUAAAACGCGGAAAGGCAAAUUAUAGCUUUGCAAAAAGCAAGCCAGCAACAAAUAAAUUUAAAUUUAUUACUUAGCAUAACAAAAUCAACACACACAACAACAACAGUAACAACAGCAACAUCAUUCAACUGAAUUUUCGCGGGCGUCUCUCGUUUUCGGUAGUUUGGUUGUCGUCGUCGUCGUCAUCGUUGCGGUCGCGUUGCCGUCGCCGUUGUUGUCGUCGCGUCGCAGUCGUCGUCGUCGUAAUUCGUCAGUCAGUUGGUUGCACCUGGAACGCAACGGUCGCUAUGUAUCGUCGUCGUCGCCUGGCAGCCGCUAAUUUCAUCUUUGAAGUGGGCAAAUCGUUUGCCACAAAUUCAGGAGCAACAGCAGAUAACAGCAGCAACAUACAGUGAUUAGCUGAUGACAACAGCAGCAACUAGUUGCAUACAAACAACAGACAUUAAUAACAAUCAAAACUAAAUAGCAAAUUCUUAAGUGACUACACAAAUUUGACCAUAAACAAAACAACAACACAACAAAAACAUUUACCCAAAACAACAAGAAUAAACUUUUCGAAAUUGUUUGUUUCCGAAAAUAAUCCAAAGUAUUGUCAGCAAUCUGGAUUAUUUGCUGAAAACUUUGCGCACGCUGAAAUCCAAUUCGAUUAUGGCCGAGAAUCAAAGCGCUGCCAACGAAGAUUCCGGUCAGCAACAUCAGCAACAACAACAACAACAGCAGCAACAUCAACAGCAACAGCAAGCAGCAAUCAUCGCCGCAGCAGCAGCAUCAACAAUUGUUAACAGCGGUCCGGCAAGCGGCAGCAAUUCAGCUGCCUCAUCCCCAGAAAACUCACAAGAAUCGCACAGCAUUGUAGCCAACCCCACAGCAACCACAACAACAACAGCAACAACCACAGCCGCUACACGCCGGCAACAACAAGCAAAUCAACAGCAGCAACAGCAACGCGCCAGCAGCAACAACAUGUUCGAUCGUCAUCUGAAUGCCAAGUUCAAGCCAACAGGUGGCACAACAACUGGGCCAGGGAAUGCGCCAGCGCGUCGCAACUCGAUACAGACACCGACGCGGGGAGUGGGCGUGGUGAGCACCACCAGCAUCAAGAAGCCACCGCUGACGAAGGUGAAUUCGUUGGGCGGCAGUGGGCAACAUCAUCAUCACCAUCAUGCCUCGCAUUUGCAUCACCAUCAGGCGCAUGCGCAUCAGAAUAGCAACAACACAAACUCUAACUCCAACUCUAACAGCAACACUAACAGCAACAACAGCAACAACAUACAGCGCACCACCAGCGAAAGUUUGCGUUUGAAUGCGCUCAGUCGCGGCGCUGCUGCUGCGGCUGUUGUCAGCGUCAGCGUCGAUGGCAGUUCGGCGGUGUCGCGUGCCAGCAGCACGUUGACGUUGAACAGCAGCGCAUCGAGUGUAUCGCUGGCGCCCAAAUCGAGCAGCACCAACAACUCGACGGCCACCAACAACUCGACAGCAACAUCAACCACAACCAACAGCAGCAGCGGCAGCGGUGGCAGCAACAACAGCAGUGGCGGUGGUGUUGCCAGUGGCAAGGCCAGCUCGCCAAAUAAUAAUGGUGCAGCAGCAACAGCAGCAGCAGCAACCACACGUAGCUUGCAACAGCCGCCGCCACCGCAGCAACAGCAGCAACAUCAUCAUCAUGCGCAUCACCAUCAUCAUCAUCACCACACCAGCCACAGCCAAGGACACCAGCAGGCGGCAUCAGCAACCACUGGGGGCAACAUGAGUGGCGCUGCCAGCAGCAACUCAAUGGCUGGCAGCAAUCGCAAACCAAAGACGACUUCCUCAUUUCAAAUCACCUCCGUUACGGUCGGGCAUGCCAAGCUGAAUGCAGCCGGCGGAGAUACUGGCGAUGAGUCCGCCGAUGAUCUGGAUGAAUCUCAUACGGACGACAACAGUCGCAUCACGGAUCUGGAGAACGAGACGCCCUCGAUGUCCGAGGACACGUUCUCCAAGGAGGAGGUAUUCUUUGCUAACAAUGCGCUCAGCACCACGGCGCCCGUUAUUCCAACCAGUUCACAGUAUGGUCUCGUUGUGGUUGAUCCCAUUGGGCCGUCGUCGCUCGGUCAGACCAUACAGAAUGUGCAGGUGAAUGUGGCGGAUAACAUUAUCAAUGUGGUGAGUGCUGCGGUGACGCCGGGCGGCACCAAGAAGAAGGACGACAUGAAGGAGACGCAGCAUCGCAGCGAACGCUUCAAGGUUGUUAAAAUCGAGUCGACGGAGCCGUUUAAGCGUGGACGCUGGAUGUGCAUGGACUACUUGGAUCACUCCAGUGUGGGCGCAGCCAAUAAUAAUGAAAAGACUGGUAACUCGGAUUCAGCUGGCAUUGCGGAUGAUGGUGGGGCAGCAGCAGCUGCAACAACCACUGCAACAGCAGCAGCAACAUUGCCGCCAAAGACUACACAGAGCAUGAUACUGCCGCCCACAAUGCUGCAUGAGAAUCAUGUGGAGGCUGCCUCAGCGGAUGCCAAUUGGAAUUUUGCCGAGCAUCUGCAACAGCAGCAUCAGCAACAGUCCCAACAACAACAACAGCAACACCAACAACACCAACAACAACAGCAGCAGCAGCAACAGCAUCAACAAUUGCAGGCAACAGCAACCGCUGUUGGCACGCCCAGUGGCGUCAUGACAGCGCCAGCCACCGUGGUGCAUGGCAUGCAGCAAUUUGUCAAUGCGGCCAACAGCGAUGCCCAACAGCAACAGCAGCAGCAACAACUCUACGAUAGCGUGAAUGCCAAUGCAGCCACGCCCAAUGCGACAUCGGAUGGCACACCCCAUGGCCAAACGUUGCCCAUGGACUAUGCCACAGCAGCCGCACAGCAGUUGCAACAGUCGCUGCAGCAGCUGAAGCAACAGGAGCAGGCAGCAGCCGCCGCAGCAGCAGCAGCAGCCAUGGAUGUGGCUGGCAAUGCAACUGCGGCUGCUUAUUUGCCGCCUACGCACUUUCAGAAUGGCGGCGCCAGUGACAACAGCGGCGGCGGUGGCAGCAACAACAACAAUAACAACAACAAUGCCACGACAGCAGCAACAGUUGCUCCUGCUGCUGAGCCACAGUUGGCUGCAGCCAUGAGCAGCAGCUAUGUGGAGCAGCAACCAUUGUCGCCGGCCACACAGACGCCUCAGGCAGCGCCCACAUUCGCAGCUGUUGCUGCCGGGCAACAGCAGCCACCGCCCAACUUCCAGCUGGAUCAGCAACAACAGCAGCAGCAGCAACAGGCGACAUCGCAAAUCGAUGGUGUUGCUCCAUCGACAGCAGCAGCACAGUUUCCAGCCGUUGCAGUGUCAGCAACAUCGGUGGCCUCGGCCACACAGCAACAACCAACACCACAGACUUCAAACACUUCCACAAAUGCAACGGCAGCAGCAACUGUUGCAGCAGCCGUAGCAGCAACUCCCUCGUCAGCAGCAGCAACCGGACAGACUCAGGGACAAACAAUGCCAUUGCUGUCGCACAUGAGCAGCUAUGAGUCUUCGGCUGGCGUGAUUGCAGCAACCACAGUUGCUGCUGCAGCUGGCAUACCCACGUUACAGCUGCAGAGUGCGCCAGCAACCAUUGCUGAUGUGCAGCAACAGCUGGUGGUCGCUGGUGUGUUGCAGGAUGAGCAAUCAACCGCAGGAGGUGCAGCAGCAGCCACCCAACAGCAACAACAACAGAUUCCGCCAACAAAUAUCGCGAGUGUUAGUGCCAAUAAUAAUGUUAAUUUAACGAAUCCAAAUGUAGCAGCAAACGUAGCAGCCGGAACAGCAACAGACGCAACGACAACAUCGCUCGCUCUGAGCGAUGAACAGCAAUCGACAUCAUCAGCAACAGCAGCAGCAGUCGCUGCAGGAGCAGCCACAACUGCUGCUGCUGCAACAGCAUCAUCGACAGCAACGCAAAUACAACAGCUACAGCAGCAACCAAAUGCAGAAUCGGAGACUGAAAGCUUCGUCCGUGCCACGUUCAACAGCAACCAGAGCAACAGCAGCAGCAACCGCAAACGCGCCUUUAGCAAUCCGCACAUCGCCUCCCACAUGCCUCUGCUUGCCCCCGACGGUCGACGCCUGCAACCUCAUCUCUAUUACUACGAUAAGAGUCACUCGGGUCGCAGUUCCUUCUGCGUGGAUGAAUCCCUUUGGCCUGCAGCUGCAGCCAGCAGCAGCAGCGCUGGCAAUCUGUACGCUGCUGCAGCUCCGUCACUCUCCGCUGGCGAGGAAGAUCCCGAGGAGGCCAUCGAUCAGUUCUCCCCAACGCUCUACAAUCGAUUGACGGGCAGCGGGAGCAGCAGUCGAGCCAUUCCCAUACCGAGCAGCAGCAGCAGCGCUGGCAACAGUCCGCAGCAUCAUCAUCACUUUCAUCACCUGCAUCCUCAUCCGAUGCAACAUCAUCACCAUCAUCAUCAUCACCACUUGCCACAGCAGCAGCAACUGCCACAGCAACAGCUGCAGCAACGUUCACUCAGCACUGGCUCUGCAGCUCCAGCGGCAACAGCUGCUGCUGCUGCGGCGGCUGCAGCUGCGGCAGCUGCCGUUGGUUACAUGGCAUUCAGUGCAAGUCCCACGGCGGGAUUUGUGCACGCCUAUUCACCGUUCUAUGGCAGCACGCCGGACACUUUGUGCUCUCCGGAGAAUGGCGGACGCAUCUCGUUCAGCUACGAUCCCGAGUAUGGACAGAGCAUUCAUCGCCUGCAAGUGCCUCAGGAUGUGGCACACAACAACAGCAGCAACCAGAGACGCACUAGAUCGCCGCUGGAUGGCGCCACUGUGAUGGCCGUCAACAGUGCAUCUGGAACAAGUGCAGUUGCGAUUGACAACAAAAUCGAACAGGCAAUGGAUCUGGUCAAAUCGCAUCUCAUGAUUGCGGUGCGCGAGGAGGUGGAAGUGUUGAAAGAGCGCAUCUCCGAGCUGAUGGAUAAGAUCUCGAAUCUGGAGCUUGAGAACAACAUACUCAAAUCGAACAUGUCGCCGGAGACGCUGCAACAAUUGCAAAUGCAGCUGCAGAUCGCAGGCAGUCAGCAGCCCGCCGCCGUUGCCGCACCCCCCGCAACGCCCGCGAUUCAAGCGGCGCCAACAGCAGCAACAGUCACCGCAGCAGCGGCAGCGACGUCGACAGCGGCAGCAACCAGUCCAGCGACGUCGGCAGCGCCAGCCACAAUACUCGCCAAUGGCAGCGCUGAGAACGGCGGCAGCAGCGUCGUCGUCGGCGUCGACGCAGCCGUCUCAGUUGUCGAUGCAGUGCAGCAGCAGGCAGCGACUAACGGCAGCAGCGGCGUCGCGCCAGCGGUCGUCAGCACAAAUGGACCAAUGUCCUAAGCGCUCGCUGCUUGUUAUAGUUUGUUUUAUGCGUAAUUUAAAGAAAAAACAACACAAAAACAACAAAAUGCUAAGUGGCCCCUUGUCCUGGGCACUGGAAUGUCGAAAUAAUGAAAGAUGUCAACUCAACUUUGUCGAAAUUUGUUGUAGCCGCAAAACAAAAGCAAAAAAAAACAAAACCAAAAGCAAAAGCUGCAAGAAAAUUGAGACAGAGACAAAGCGAUAGCAGCCAAAAAACAACAACAAGAAUCCCCCCAACAGCAACGCAUCAACGACAGCAGCAGCAGCGGCAGCAACUUUAACCGCAACAACAACAACACCAACACCCAAGCAAGUAACAAAAGUAUUACAAAAGCUCAAAAAGAGCAAGAGAGAGAGAGGAGUGAACAGCAUAACAUUUUGCUGUUAAAGUUGCGUCGCUGUCGCUGCUAUUGCUGCUGUUGCUGUGCGGUAGCAUUGCUGCUGCAGCCGCCAUUUUGUUAAUUUCUCGAUUGUGAUAUUUGUUUAACACAUACCUUCACACAUAUACAUACACAUACAACCCACACAUACCCAUACAUACACACACAUAUAGACAUAGACAUAGGCGGAUAGACUGCGUGUUAACAGUCUGGCUGCGACUGUUAACGACGGCGCUGUAAACAGACAGUUUUUUUUGUUUUAACAGUGAGCGCUGCUGCGCGAAUUAACAUUCAGGUUCAGUUAACAUAAUAACAUAUAAACACACAUCAAUUCUGUUUUAUUUAAUUUUAAACGCUCUUUUUAUUUGUUUGUUUAUUGCAUUUUGUUUCCAUGUUAUUAAGUAGAAGCUCGAAGGAAGUUGUGCAAAUCAAAUAUGAAUAAUAAAUACACACAAACACACUCACACACAUACACAAUUUGGCCUCAAACACAUACUUAAACCGCUAGAAGUAGAAUUUGAGCCAAGAACUAAUAAUGAAACAACAAAAUGCAAAAAUAUAACAAAAAAUGCAAAAAUGAUGUGAAGAAAAUAGUUGGCAGAAAGAAGGUAGAUUGCGAAAAGGGAACGGAAACGGAAAUAUAUAGAAAAAUAUGUGAUAAUUUGCAUUGUGCAUUGUAAAUUGUAAAAAGCAAAAAGCAAAGCAAGAAAAUAUCGAAGCAAGCGCUAAAAAAUAAUACAUUAAAUUACAUUGAGAGUCAGUUGAAGAAAGAGCGUCAACAACAGCAGCAGAGAUCAACAAUUUUAUUCACUUAAUUCUAAUUGAUAAAGAAAAACAAAAAGAAAACAC
Drosophila nasuta is the source of this 7184-nucleotide messenger RNA. RefSeq names its product TSC22 domain family member bunched (gene bun). The record is from RefSeq and is a predicted model, not a curated record. Gene Ontology annotation, cellular component: nucleus; cytosol. Lineage: Eukaryota; Metazoa; Arthropoda; Insecta; Diptera; Drosophilidae. The coding region runs from base 1267 to 5934 and encodes 1555 amino acids. Gene Ontology annotation, biological process: negative regulation of apoptotic process; regulation of transcription by RNA polymerase II; positive regulation of cell population proliferation. The transcript is spliced from 5 exons.